This is a messenger RNA of Nannizzia gypsea CBS 118893, 453 nucleotides long. RefSeq lists its product as hypothetical. Gene Ontology annotation, biological process: tRNA processing; nuclear-transcribed mRNA catabolic process, RNase MRP-dependent; intronic box C/D snoRNA processing. Gene Ontology annotation, molecular function: ribonuclease MRP activity. Bases 1 to 453 code for a protein of 150 amino acids. Gene Ontology annotation, cellular component: nucleolar ribonuclease P complex; ribonuclease MRP complex. NCBI's taxonomy places the organism in Eukaryota, Fungi, Ascomycota, Eurotiomycetes, Onygenales, Arthrodermataceae. The record is from RefSeq and is a predicted model, not a curated record. The transcript has 2 exons.
AUGGGCAAUAAUAAAAGAAAACACAAAUCCGGUUCUGCGGAGACGCUGAUCACGUUGACUUCGCGGAAGCCUCAAUGGGCGUAUCUCCACCUUGAAUUAGUCUCUGCUUCUUCCGAUUCAAUCGUUAAAUCAUCAUCUGCAUCAAUAGUACUGGACCCCCUCACGGCAAAGACCUAUCUGUCUGCAGCUCUCUCUCAGUACCUCGGGCUGUCCGGUACCGCUAUACCCAUUGAUAUACUGAAGAUAGGCGACAGACCAGGUCAAACGGAUGGAAAAUCUGUAUGGAUUCGAGUGCCGUACGAAGAUGCUGCCGCCGUAACUGCUGCAAUGAGUUCAUGGAUUGGUGCAGAUUCCGGAUCUGGUUCAGCAAACGUAGCAUGGAGAGUUAUCUCGAGGCGCUCUCAUCUCGGUGCUUUAGUUGGAGGUAGUGGGAUGGAGCUAUUCAUUCCUUGA